AAAUAGAUAGGGAGAGGGAGAGGGAGGGAGAGAGAGAGAGAGAGAGAGAGGGAGAGGGGAUGGGCAGAGGUAACCAUUCCAAGGGGAAGGGCUCAUCCCACAACCCUUCUUCUUCAUCUUCCAACCCUAAGUCCCGGUGGCACUCUGCCAUCAACCACCCUUCCUCCGCCACCAAACCAUCCAUCUCCGCCGACUCAAACCCACCACCACCACCACCACCCAAACCCUCCUCAAACCUCACUAACAACGACCCUACCCCAAAACCCGCCCCAUCCCCUACCCCAAACCUGUCCGGAGCUCCAUUUCCAUUCCCGGACGAUAUCGGACCUCCACCACCUCCGGCGUACGGGUUUCACAUGCUGGAACGAAGGUCGAUCGUUCUCGCCGACAGCAAUGUCCGAUCGUAUCUCGCUCUGCCUCCUGAUUAUCAGAAUUUCAAACCGGCAGUGCAUCUGGGCCCGGAAUUGGCCGGUCCGGGCCGAGGUUUUGAUACCCGAUUCCCUCCAAUGGGUCCGAUGAGUCCUGAAUUUCGUGACCGUGAUGAGAUUUUUAUGCUUGAUCGGAACCAGGGUUACUGGAAUUCGCUUGGACCAAUGAAGAGGAAGUAUGGUGAUGAUGAGAGAGAAGGAAAAGAUGGGAAUGAUGAAUUUGAAAGACAAAGGCAACAGCUUUUGCAGCAUGGGGAUGUGGGUUUGAAUCAGAAUAGGUAUAUGAUGAUGGGUUUGAGUGAUAGGGGUGAGUUUUUGGCUGGAACUAGCAAUCCCAGAGGCAAUGAAUUGAGCGCGGCAAAGUAUAUGAGAGUUGGUGAUGGGGGUCAUGAGAAUAUGCACAAUGUGGGUUUUAAGCACAAUGAUAUUGUUGAUGAGGGUGCUUUGAAAAAGUCCUUUUUGCAUUUUGUGAAGUUGGUUUAUUCGAACGAGAGUCAGAAGAAGAAUUACUUGGAAAAUGGGAGGCAGGCACCUCUUCAGUGUGUUGCCUGUGGCAGGUCUUCUAAAGAUUUUCCAGAUAUGCAUAAUCUUAUUAUGCACACAUACAACUCAGAUACAGCUGACUUGCUUGUGGAUCACUUGGGCUUGCAUAAAGCUUUGUGUGUUCUGAUGGGCUGGAACUAUUUAAAGUCUCCAGAUAACUCGAAGGCAUAUCAGUCAUUGUCUUCCAAUGAAGCAUCAGCGAACCAGGAUGAUCUGAUAAUAUGGCCACCUGUGGUGAUCAUUCAUAAUACAAACACUGGAAAGGGUAGAGAUGGACGCAAAGAAGGUUUGGGAAACAAAGAAAUGGAUAAUAAACUUAGAGAUUUUGGCUUCAGGGGUGGCAAGUCAAAGUCCAUGUAUGGAAUAGAUGGUCAUCUUGGCAUUACUUUGGUUAAGUUCUAUGGUAACCAAUCCGGCUUGAAGGAGGCUGUGAGGCUUGCUGAAUUCUUUGAGAAAGAAAGCCAUGGGCGAAUUGGUUGGACCCGAGCAGAGUCCUUGAAAUCAGGCAGAGACGAUGAGAACAAUCCAAACCUCAUGAAGGUGGAUGUGAAGACGGGGGAGAAGAAGAGAAUCUUUUAUGGCUAUCUAGUAACUGUUUUUGAUCUGGAUAAGGUGGAUUUUGAGACGAGGAAGAAGGCUGUGAUCGAGAGCAGAAGGGAAUACAAACCGUCUGCGUAGGAGGCCUAGCAAUGAGACCAGGUAUUUGAGUGUAUCUUACAUAUGCAUUCAUUUUCAAUGGAACUUGGAACUUUUUUCCCUUUUUUCCUGCCUUAUUUACAUAGUUUUGGAGUCAACAAAAAAUGGAAGAUUGUUUUGUGCAAUCUGAUUGCUGAACAAGUAUUGGUUUCGUAUUCCUUUGAUGGUGCGCUAGACCGGGCAGUUCUUGGUAAAAUUAUCAAGGUCUUGUUCAGUUAAUGUAUAUCAUUAGAUUGGCGAUAUAGGGGUGGUGAAAUUUGUGUUUCUUGUUUAACCUGACUUCUGCGAUAAUUGGAAAGAAUUUGUUACUCCUUGAAGGGAAAAAAGAGUUUGCAUUGUUUCCUUUUCA
Camellia sinensis is the source of this 2016-nucleotide messenger RNA. RefSeq lists its product as uncharacterized. The record is from RefSeq and is a predicted model, not a curated record. NCBI's taxonomy places the organism in Eukaryota, Viridiplantae, Streptophyta, Magnoliopsida, Ericales, Theaceae. Gene Ontology annotation, biological process: regulatory ncRNA-mediated gene silencing.